AUGACAAAAGCCGAGCAGAAGAAAGCCGUUGAGUUCACCCGCAUGUGCAAGUUCUGGAAGACGAACGAGUGCAAGAUGGGAGCGGAUUGCACCUUUGCCCACGAAUCUUCGGAGCUGCGUCCAAGCCCGAAACGUUGCUUCGAGUUCUCCAAGACCGGCUCCUGCAAGCGCGGGGAGGCCUGCAGGUUUGUUCAUUCUUUGGAUUGCCGAAAGAGCAAGAAACCCAAAGACCUACCAGCUCAGUCCGGCAACAGAGAGGAAGCUGAGCCCAGGAUCAGGCCAGAUCUACAUCCACAAGUUAGACAUAGCCACUCGGGAGAGGAGUUUUUCGACAUGUCCCACUUGCGCCAGCUCGCCCCCCCAGUUGCCUCCGAUUUUGGCGACGAGUUCCGGCCUGACUUGCACAUGAGGGAGAUCGAAGCCUAUGCUCGUGCCGCCAAAAGAGAUCUUCGCCAGACAGCAGGGGCAGGGAUUGUCCUGAAAUCCAGCUUGAGCGAAGCGUUUGAUCCUCAGGAGUUUGCAGCCCUGCAUCCAGCCAACUCGAACAGGAUAGCAUGGCCGGCAGACUCCAAUCAGAACUUGAGGGCUUUGACUUCCAGUUUGAGCACGGCACCUUCGCAUCUCCCCGACGUCCGCCCGCAGUCCUUCUGGAUUUGA
This is a messenger RNA of Symbiodinium necroappetens, 657 nucleotides long. The record is from the annotation of a GenBank genome assembly. Lineage: Eukaryota; Dinophyceae; Suessiales; Symbiodiniaceae.